Molecule: messenger RNA, 799 nt
Organism: Bemisia tabaci
Lineage: Eukaryota; Metazoa; Arthropoda; Insecta; Hemiptera; Aleyrodidae
Source: RefSeq, a predicted model, not a curated record
UCACACAUCUUCAAGAUGGCAGCCAAAAUCGAAGUGCGACCACCAUUCUUUAUCCGCCUUGCAAACCCAUGGCCAGGAAUGCUAAGUAGGAAUUGGUCUGCGUCAUUAAGUAUUCGACCGAGUUCGUUAUCAGUGCAGUUCAUUAUGGCUUUCUUCAGCCCAUCGGUCUUACUCCAUGUUUUGAAGCCGGCACUCCUUACUCAAAGCGCAAGAGGACACAAAAUGAAAGCUAUGAAGUCCUGGAGUGGUGGAGUCAAUUAUCCUGGCUUUAAAUAUUACCCCAGAGCUAUGCCAUCGUCAAGAAUACAACUGAUAUGAAUGCAAAACUUUGGUACAUAAAACAUUUGAUAAAAAUCACACCUAUCACAACACCAGAUGGCUUACCAGUCAAUGAUGAUUAUUCAUCAUACCACCUCGAUCACGCCACUGGAGUAUUACGAAUAAUACCAGAACUAAAGCCCGAUGAAAAACGUCUAGAAUUGCAAGAGAAUCAUCACAACAGUCCUAAAAAAAUGAAAACAGAUGUUUGGAAGAAACAUGCCAGGCAGCAAUGGCUUGCACAAUGGUGGUGAAACAUUAUGUUGGUUUUCUUGUUUAAAUAAUGCAAGUUUAUCUUUUUUGAUCCCUUGCAAAUAAUUAUGAUGGAAUAUUCUGAGCUAUGAAUCAUGCAUUUUAUUGCCUGGAGAAAAUUUCAAGUGGAGAUCUCGAUCAGAUUAUCCUUAAUUGUCUUCUUUAACUGAUCAAAGUGUUAAUUGUUAGAAAGGAAAUAUACAAUUCUUUUUUAUGUUUGAAAAAAAGA